Messenger RNA from Tarenaya hassleriana, 2014 nucleotides. Its product is annotated as RNA polymerase II C-terminal domain phosphatase-like 4. Bases 435 to 1868 code for a protein of 477 amino acids. The transcript is spliced from 3 exons. Gene Ontology annotation, cellular component: nucleus. The record is from RefSeq and is a predicted model, not a curated record. Gene Ontology annotation, molecular function: RNA polymerase II CTD heptapeptide repeat phosphatase activity. NCBI's taxonomy places the organism in Eukaryota, Viridiplantae, Streptophyta, Magnoliopsida, Brassicales, Cleomaceae.
ACCACCAUGGAUCUGAAAGCUUGACACGUGUAUUACACGUCAUCAUUAAUCGAAAUCGACAAUUGAACCGGUUUAACCUAAAUUAAAAGUUUAAACUUAAACCGAAGAUUGAACCAGAUAAAAUCCAAAUCCCUAAAUUCCCAAAGUUCUAUUCCAAACAUCAGGCGCCAGAAAAAUUUUCGUGCCAUAAUACAGUCCUCGACCCAGGUUUGCUCGCGACUCUGACCUCUCCUCUCCGGCGUCUCCCCGGUUGUGUCGUCUCCAGCUCCGUUGUGUCAUCCUCCGACGAGUUCGUGUCUGCCUCGUAUCUCCGACGAGUUUGUGCUCCCGGCGAGUUCGUGUCUGUCGUCUCCCGUCGACCCUCUCUUCUCCAGCGUCUCUCUGUCGGUCUUCGAUUUGUUCGGAUCCUAGUUCCAAAUUCCUCUUGGUUGCUGAUGGAAAAACCUUUGCAACCUGUCGUUAUUCUGUUGUCGAAGAUAUCGACGAAAGAGAUGAGCCUUGUGAGUCCUGAUUCUCCUGUUCACUCGUCGAGCAGUGACGAUUUCGCCGCCAUUAUCGAAGCGGAGCUUCAGUCUGGUUCUGAUUCUUCUGAAUCGUCGCCCAAUGAAGAAAACGGGGACGAUGGUUCUGAAUCUGAAGAUUUGGAGCUUAAUAGAUCCAAAAGGCGCAGGGUUGAACACGCUGGGACUGUUGAGGACAUUCAGAGUUCGGCUUCAGUGGCGAUUGCAGAGGAAGAAAAAGCAGUAACGAGCUCGAGCGUGAACGAGUGCGAGCAUCCGGGCUCGUUCGGAGGUAUAUGUUUUGUCUGUGGGCAAAAGUUGGAGGAAUCUGGUGUUGCCUUUGGGUACAUACACAAGGGUAUAAGGCUUGAUCCUGAAGAAGUUGCUAGGUUACGUGAUUCGGACAUGAGAUUAUUGAUACGUCGUCGGAAGCUGUGUCUGGUUCUCGAUCUAGACCACACGCUUCUCAAUUCGACCACACUUAUGCAUAUGACACCUGAGGAAGAGUACUUGAGGAGCCGAGCACAUUCUCUCCAAGAUGUGUCGGGAGGAAGCCUCUUCUUGUUGGAGUUUAUGCACAUGAUGACGAAAUUGAGACCCUUUGUCCGAUCAUUUCUGAGUGAAGCGAGUGAGAUGUUUGAGUUGUAUAUAUACACAAUGGGCGAUAGGCCUUAUGCCCGGCAAAUGGCUAAGCUCCUCGAUCCGAAAGGAGAGUACUUUGGUGAUCGGAUCAUUUCCCGGGAUGAUGGUACGGUGAAACACCAGAAAAGUCUCGACAUUGUGCUGGGGCAAGAAAGCGUGGUUUUGAUUCUCGACGACUCAGAGAAUGCUUGGCCGAAGCAUAAGGACAAUCUGAUUUUGAUGGAGAGGUAUCACUUCUUCGCGUCGAGUUGCCAACAGUUUGGCCACAACUUCAAGUCUCUUUCACAGUUGAAGAGUGAUGAAAGCGAAACCGAUGGAGCACUUGCCACUGUCCUUAAAGUCCUGAAACGAGUCCACAGUAUAUUCUUCGAGGGCAUUAACGAUGACAAUCUUUCCGGUAGAGACGUGAUGUUGGCGCUUAAGGAAGUGCGGAAAGAGAUCCUGAAAGGAUGCAAAAUUGUCUUCAGCCGGGUAAUCCCGACCCACUGCAAACCCGCGAGCCAUCAUCUGUGGAAGAUGGCUGAGCAACUCGGGGCCACUUGCUCGGCGGACGUGGAUCCAUCGGUAACACACGUCGUGGCUACGGAUGUUGGAACAGAGAAGUCUCGGUGGGCGAUAAAAGAGAAGAAGUUUCUGGUUCAUCCAGGGUGGAUCGAGGCAGCCAAUUUCUUGUGGUGGAAACAGGCUGAGGAGAACUUUCCCAUCGAGCAGCCGAAGAAGCAGUAAUCUAUUCAGAUAAAACGCCAUUCUAACGAUUGAUAUGUGCAUAACUAGCUGAUGAUGAUUUUGAUUUGAGAUUAAUCCUAUGUUUUGUCUCGCAGAAUACAAUGUAGUUUCUCUGUUCAUUAGGAUGUGGUUUCUCUUUAGUUGUC